Ipomoea nil (Japanese morning glory) is the source of this 603-nucleotide messenger RNA. RefSeq lists its product as uncharacterized. The transcript has a single exon. The coding region runs from base 1 to 603 and encodes 200 amino acids. NCBI's taxonomy places the organism in Eukaryota, Viridiplantae, Streptophyta, Magnoliopsida, Solanales, Convolvulaceae. The record is from RefSeq and is a predicted model, not a curated record.
AUGAAUGGGUACCAGUUUACUUGGGAAAAAGGAAAAGGGACGGUGAACUGGAUUGAGGAAAGACUGGAUAAGGUACUAGCUACGGAGAGUUGGUGUGGUGUUGUGCGUGGGGCUAGUGUGACUAAUUUUUUGACAAGGGAAUCAGACCACUCUGCCUUAUUCCUAGGGAUCCAUGACCAUAGUAGACAAGGAGGUAGAAGAAAAAGGGGUUUCCAUUUUGAGAUGGCAUGGCUGCAUGAUGAGGGAUGCAGAGGGGUGGUGGAAACGGCGUGGGAAGAUGGGAGAAAUAUGGGCUUUCAGGAUUGUAUUCUUUAUUGUGGAGAUCGUUUGUCGAGGUGGGGCGAUGAUCGUUUUCAUAAGUUUGGAGAACAGAUCAUGAAUCUACGCAAAGAGCAGUUGCACAUCAGAGGACUCACUGACACAGCCUCAUUAGCUGAGUUCCAACACUUGGAGACGAAAUUGAGUAGUAUGGAAGCUCAAGAGGAUGUUUACUGGAGACAGAGAGCCAAGCAGCACUGCUUAAGAACGCCGAUGCCAACACAAAGUUCUAUGACAGGUAUGCCUCUCACCGUAGAAAAGAGAAUAGUUUAUCUAGACUUAUGA